Andrographis paniculata is the source of this 2191-nucleotide messenger RNA. RefSeq names its product mitogen-activated protein kinase 9-like. NCBI's taxonomy places the organism in Eukaryota, Viridiplantae, Streptophyta, Magnoliopsida, Lamiales, Acanthaceae. Gene Ontology annotation, cellular component: cytoplasm; nucleus. Gene Ontology annotation, biological process: protein phosphorylation; intracellular signal transduction. Gene Ontology annotation, molecular function: ATP binding; MAP kinase activity. The coding region runs from base 244 to 1704 and encodes 486 amino acids. The record is from RefSeq and is a predicted model, not a curated record. The transcript is spliced from 12 exons.
GAAUUGUAGGCAUCAAUUAAUCCACAAGACUUGUUGAAGUUGGAGAGGGAGAUGAGAGAGGACAGUCAGAAGUCUGCGCCGGUGGCGAAUCGGUCAGCCGAUUUUCUCUGUAUGUGGCCACAAGGGUUCAUUUACUUCAAGUAGUAUUUAAUGGAGUUGAGGAAUUUGGUUUGAUCAAGUGCAUUUUAGCAGCGUGUUUAUUCUUGCGGUGCAUUAUCAAUUCUUCAAAUAUUCCUUCAGAGUAUGCCGUUCAAUGAUUUCUUCACUGAGUAUGGCGAGGCAAAUCUGUAUGAAGUUCAGGAGGUUGUCGGCAAGGGGAGCUACGGCGUAGUGGCGGCUGCGGUGGACACUCAUACUGGGGAGAAGGUAGCCAUAAAAAAGAUAGCUGAUAUUUUCGAACAUGUGUCUGAAGCGACUCGGAUUCUUAGAGAAAUCAAGCUCCUAAGGUUGCUUAGGCACCCGGACAUUGUGGAAAUAAAGCACAUAAUGUUGCCUCCCUGUAGGAGAGAAUUCAAGGAUAUAUACGUCGUGUUUGAGCUGAUGGAGACGGAUUUGCAUCAUGUGAUCAGGACAAAUGAUGAUCUUAGCCCUGAUCAUCAUCAGUAUUUUCUGUAUCAGCUGCUUCGAGGGUUGAAGUACAUGCACUCAGGGAAUGUUUUCCACCGCGACUUGAAGCCCAAGAACAUACUCGCCAACGCUGACUGCAAGUUGAAGAUUUGCGAUUUUGGGCUGGCUCGUGCUGCGUUUGGCGAUGCUCCAUCGCCUGUGUUUUGGACUGACUAUGUGGCUACCCGGUGGUACCGUGCUCCUGAACUUUGCGGUUCUUUCUUCUCCAAAUAUACUCCUGCUAUUGAUAUAUGGAGCAUAGGGUGCAUAUUUGCAGAAAUGCUCAUCGGAAAACCGAUGUUUCCCGGGAAAAACGUCGUAAAUCAGUUGGAUCUCAUAACCGAUCUCCUCGGUUCCCCUUCUGAUGAAGCCAUUUCAAGGAUUCCGAACGAAAAGGCUCGAAGAUACUUGAGCUGUAUGAGAAAGAAGCCUGCUGUCUCUUUAUUACAAAAGUUCCCCGAUAUUGAUCCCCGGGCUCUUUGUCUCCUCCGACGUUUGAUUGCUUUUGAUCCUAAGGACCGCCCGUCUGCUGCAGAGGCUCUAGCAGAUCCAUAUUUUGACGGCGUGGCGAACGUGGAAGAAGAGCCAUUGGCCCAACCCAUUUCGAAAUUCAAUUUUGAGUUCGAAAGGAGAAAGUUAACCAAAGACGACGUGAGGGAGCUAAUUUACCGAGAGAUCUUGGAAUAUCAUCCGCGGAUGCUCCGGGAGUACCUCGGUGGCUCCGAUCAUAUUCACUUCAUGUAUCCAAGUGGGAUCGAGCGAUUCAAGCAACAAUUUGUCCACCUGGAGAAAGUCGACCGGAACCCAUUGCGAAGGCGCUAUGCCUCCUUGCCAAGGGAACGCGUCUGUUCUCCCAUAGACAGUGACGACAACAACAACAACAACAACUUGGACAUCGAGUGUAAGAACCGACGAAUGCCUCCCCUCCCACGCCCCCGGGCCCCCAGGAAUUCACCCGACAUCAAUGCCAAUGCAUCAAACGACAGUCAAAACGGAACGGUGCAAUCGAGCCUCGACGCCCGAGCACGAUGCCUGUUACGGAGCGCCAGCAUUUGUGCAUCGAGAUGUGUCGGGGUCGAGAGUAGCCGAUUACUAUGAGGUUCGAAACUCCAUAUCCAUUAUGUAAGUCCCAAUUAAUGAAAUCCAGCAAACAAUAAAAACAGAACCUCAAUAUUCAAGAUGAACUCAAUUACACACAGACAGUUUGUAAUCAGACCAGACAACGUAAGCACGCUGGAAGCUCUAAAUUCAAACACACAAAAUCAGUUGUUAAUCAGUUCGAUCAUCAAUAACCUACGUUCGGGGUUUCAGUCCAAGCUCAUUUCAACUCGUCAAGGAAUCAAUGGGCAGAAUAUGAAUGGAAGACAAGUGGGGCCCAGAUGGUGUCACCCAGCAACGGCGUGUCUCCGGACAGGAUUGACGACGAAGAUGAUUGCUUGCUUUAUUGCAAUUUGGUACACGACACACCGCACACAUUCUUUUUUGGAUAAUAAAAUAGUGUGCCCCUUUUCGAGCAAUUUUUCAUCUACUUCAUUUUCCUCCAAUUCAACACCUCGUAAUGGGACUCGUUUUGUUGCUGGUUAUA